Molecule: messenger RNA, 1213 nt
Organism: Triplophysa rosa
Lineage: Eukaryota; Metazoa; Chordata; Actinopteri; Cypriniformes; Nemacheilidae
Gene: tsen15
Product: TSEN15 tRNA splicing endonuclease subunit
Exons: 4
Coding region: 132-572 (146 amino acids)
Biological process (GO): tRNA splicing, via endonucleolytic cleavage and ligation
Molecular function (GO): nucleic acid binding
Source: RefSeq, a predicted model, not a curated record
GUUGUUGAGAGGUGCAUACGGUUAGCCGAGUCGUGUGUGCACGUGGAAAGUCUAUGCAUAUAUGUUUAGUAAAAUGUAUUAAUUAAAUAUGUGCUUGGUGGGAAACAGCAUCGUAAAAGUGAAAAAUUGUAAUGGACGAAGCACAUCAAGCAGAUGUUCCGAACUGGAUCCAGCAGCACAGCGUGUACCAAGAUCUUAUGCGUCUAGAUGUGGGUGACAGUGCUCAAGUGUAUGCUGCCUUCCUGGUGUACAUGGAUCUAACAGAAGUUCGUGGCUGGUCAGGGGUGUUUGGCGUUUCCUGUCCAGAGUUACAGGCGGUUCUGCUGGAGGGUCGAGAGAAAGGGGGAGACACGGUCCAGAUGAUCUACCCACUCCCUUCACAUAGAUCCAUCAAGCACAGAGAGUUACGCUGUGUUUUAGACAAAGGUUCCCCAAUGCUCUUGUGUGCAGUGGCGUCUGACUCCAGUCUGGUGUACCAGAGGCUGUGUGAUGGAUUUCUGACCCCUGAUCCUCCAUUGGACAUCCAAGACCAGGGCCGCCGACAGCAUCGUAAACGGAGGUUACAAACAUGAGACACCCAGAUCCAGCAUAAAUAAACACAUCCAAAAGUAAUCAUUGCGAUUAUGAUUGAUGCAGGACAGUUUAGAAACCGAGGUUGAACACGAGAGACGUGAUUUGUUUAGAAUAUUUUUGCCUUCAUCCUAAUAUAUCUUGCUACUGUAUACCACUGUAAAGAGAUUUACAGUAUUAAAGACAACACAAUUGAGCGGCUCCUCUUUACUCAGACAAAUACUUGAAAUGUCAGUUGUGUAAAAUUACAUGGUAUAAAACCCCAAAACUUAAGCAGUGCAAGGAAAACAGACUAAGCAAAAUACAUUGGUAAUUUAUCUUAACAUUAAUGAUACAGAGCUUAAAAAAAAGAUAACAUUAGUAAACCAGAUGCCUUUGUUUACCCUUUGAAUUUUUUUUUUUUCAUUCAGCUUCAAACAUUUUUGGCAAUAUUGUUUGGCCCAACUGCAUAGAGAACUUGUACAACCAUACACAUGGGAUAUUGUUCACUUUAGGGUGAGAGAGAAGACAAAAAAUGGCUUAUUGUUGUCUGUUCAAAAAAAAACAACACUGUGCUUAAGGGUAAGUUUAUCAUUACUGUCAUAACUGUAAAAAGAAACAGCACUUCUUUGUAAUAAAAUGUAUCUAUGUAAAACUCUCAGAA